This is a messenger RNA of Aspergillus japonicus CBS 114.51, 617 nucleotides long. RefSeq lists its product as uncharacterized. The coding region runs from base 46 to 402 and encodes 118 amino acids. NCBI's taxonomy places the organism in Eukaryota, Fungi, Ascomycota, Eurotiomycetes, Eurotiales, Aspergillaceae. The transcript has 2 exons. The record is from RefSeq and is a predicted model, not a curated record.
AUGAUUUGUUCCAUACGUCUGAUAUCCUGAUAAUCAAGCGUCAGUAUGUCUAAGGUUCUAGGUACUUUCGUUCAGAAGGCGCAGGGACUCAAAAAUGCGUCCUCGAAGUUCACCAGCUCAGUCGCUGAGGGCAAUCGCAUACUACCUUCCAGAAAUAAAGAUGCUGAUUUCCAGCUUCGUAUUGACGCCGGUCAUUAUGACUCUACUUCGAAAGGUCUGAACGUGGUUCUACAAGUCAACUCUCAAGCAAAAAGUCCAGCCUUGAGAGACUGGGCCAGAAAAAACGAAACCCACGCCAAGCUUGCAACUGCAACGUUCGACACAGCAGCAGUUGACAAAGAUGUCGAAUUUCAGAGAGUGCUUGAAGCCCUAGUGGCAGAGGGGAAAAGUAAGCUUGGCUAGAAGACAUUUCAGAUGUUCCAAUACAACCACUCUCUCAGCUCAACUCGAAACGAAAAUCCAGCUCCGAAAGUGACAUGCAUAAAGUUGCAAAGACUUUAGGCUGGUAGAUGAGAUGCGCAUUACAGGGGCUUUGACUUCGACUUGUCUGCUUGCUAGGGCAUAUUCCGUACUCCUUGAAUAGUGGCGAGAUUGCGAUGCAUGUUUGUGGAUGUCUG